Messenger RNA from Solanum verrucosum, 1698 nucleotides. Its product is annotated as zinc finger CCCH domain-containing protein 13. Lineage: Eukaryota; Viridiplantae; Streptophyta; Magnoliopsida; Solanales; Solanaceae. The coding region runs from base 134 to 1555 and encodes 473 amino acids. The record is from RefSeq and is a predicted model, not a curated record. The transcript is spliced from 11 exons. Gene Ontology annotation, molecular function: metal ion binding.
GAGGUGGUAUCCAAAAUUAGGGUUCUGAGAACUCUGGAUUUUGCUCGGUUGUAUCGAUCCGUUUUCUUGUGAGCUGAGAAUUUCUCUGCUGCAAAUACAAAUCCCAAUCCCAAUAAUUUUGUAUACAAAAUCGAUGAUGGUGGAAAGGAAGCUGUAUAAAACGAAACUAUGCAUGCUUUAUCAGAGAGGUCGUUGUCAUCGUCAGACUUGCUCUUUCGCUCAUGGCAAUGCUGAGCUCCGUCGCUUCUCCGGUUCCGGUGGCGAAAUGCGAGAUUUUCGUGGUCGUGACUUGAGAGAGAAGCUUGAUAGAGAGCAUUCUCCAGUGCGCAGAUACUCCUCUGGUAAAGGGCAUUCUCCAGUGGGCAGAUACUCCUCUGGUAGAGGGCAUUCUCCAGUGGGUAGAUACUCCUCUGAUAGAGGGCAUUCUCCAGUUGGCAGAUACUCUUCUGAAAGAGGGCAUUCUCCAGUGGGCAGAUACUCUUCUGAUAGAGAUGCAAGAGAGAGACAUGCAUCCCGUGGGCGCAGUCCUCCUGAGUCUGUUGAGAGGAGUGAUAGAAAGCGCAGGAUGAAACAUCAUUCGGAUGGUCAAAGUGACAUCUCUGGAAGUUUGAACAUGUCAGAUGGGACAGGAGAUCAUGUGAAGGAGAGAAAACAUUUAUCGUCCAAUUCCAAAGAUGUCCUUCAGCUUAAGCAGUUGCAAUCCGAAAUCAAUAUGUUGGAUGACGAAAAACGAGAACUAGAGAUAUACCUUGAAGAGACAACUUGUCAAGCAGAAAGUCUAGCUUCAAAAAAUCAGGAACUAGAGAUGGAACUUUUCAAGGAAAAGGAGGAACGUAAAAGGAUUAUUUUGAAGACUAAGCAGUUCAUUGAAGCAUAUACUAAUCACUCACGGUUAGAAGCUGAACUGAAGAGGUCAGAAGCUCAGCUUCAAAAGCUCGCUAAUAAACUCGGCUCAGAUUUCAUCAGGACUGGUGCAACUGAAGAGGAUUCUGCCAUCAACAUUAGUGAUGGAGGGAUGGCUGGUAAUCAUUUUAGCUCAUUGGUUGAGCAGCAGAAGAAUACUUCACCUACCAAGAAAAGGCCGAGAAUUCAUCAUGAAGCUGAUGAAACGUCAAAUCAAGCGUCAAUAAGAGCAAAAGGAAAUGGUGCGCAGAGGAUUGCUUAUCCUACUCAGCUGAGUAAUGAGAAGAAAGACGAGGCACAAUUCGAUUGGGAGACCGUAGUGGGUGAAGAGAAAUCUAAGAAGGGGAUAAACUUUUCCAAUGACAUGACUUUCACUAAUAAGCCCAAAGCUUCUGAGAUUGCCGUUAUUUUGCCAUCAACCAGCAUGGCCGCUCAUGCAAAGGAUGAAGAUGUCGAAGUUGGUGAGACCGAGGAAAAGUUUGAAGUAGCUGGGAAUGCUACAAGAAGAGCUGGGAAGGGAGUUCCUUCUGGUAUCGCAGAAUAUCCUUUUCUACCACCUCCUCCUCCUCUUCCUCGAGGUGCUAGUUUGCAGUAUAAGCGUGAUGAUGCAGAUGGGCGUGAUGAAGAGAUGUUGGAGGUGGAUAUUGUUUAGCAUAGUGAUCAGUAUGUUUCCAUUGUAGGAUGUGACUUUGUACACCGCUGGUGCAUAUGUAGGGGAAUAGAGCUAAUGAACUGGAAAUUAUGGUCAGUCUGGCCAACACAUACAAGUGUUUUUGGAUACUAAACGUUGUUAUC